Saccoglossus kowalevskii is the source of this 1401-nucleotide messenger RNA. RefSeq names its product arylsulfatase B-like. Gene Ontology annotation, molecular function: sulfuric ester hydrolase activity. The record is from RefSeq and is a predicted model, not a curated record. NCBI's taxonomy places the organism in Eukaryota, Metazoa, Hemichordata, Enteropneusta, Harrimaniidae.
AUGAGUAGUCUACAUUGCAUAGUUGUCUUUCUGGCACUGGCAGUUGUCAGCAAGCCAAGUAUUGCUGAAUCGGAUCAACCACAUGUUAUUCUUAUAUUUGUGGAUGACAUGGGAUGGAAUGACGUACAUUGGCACAACCCUGAUAUUGCAAUGCCCAACUUGAUGGAUCUCGCCGCUGAUGGCGUCAUAUUCAACCAAUCAUAUACCCAUCCUACAUGUACACCAUCAAGAGCUGCUAUGAUGAAGGGAUUGUAUCCUUUCAAAACAGGAAAUCAGCAUCAAAUGGUGUUCAACCUUCAUCCUAGUGGGGUUCCAUUGGAAUUCAAGCUGUUACCAGAAAAACUUAAAGAAGUUGGAUACUCUACUCAUAUGGUUGGAAAAUGGCAUUUAGGGUUCUGUAAAGAUGAGUAUCAACCAACAAAUCGUGGUUUUGACUCACACUAUGGUCUAUGGACAUUGGGAGUCGGUAACUACGAUAAAAUGAAUGGAGUACUCUCUCCUUCAGCAGGAUAUGAUUUCCUUGAUAACAUGGGAGUGGUACCAAAAAGUGACGGUUAUCUUGCAAUUCCCGAAGAGUAUGAAGAAAAGUAUGCCGAAAUCGAAGAUGAUAGAACUAGACAAUUUUAUUUUAUGGUAGGAAAGUUGACUAUGAUGGACGACAUAAUUGGCGGUGUGGUGGAUGCAUUGAAGAGCCGUGGAAUGUAUGACGAUUCGCUAAUAAUAUUCAUAGGUGACAAUGGAGCGUUAUCGUCUCAAUCCGGCUCAAACUAUCCAUUCCGCGGUAUUGCUGGAACACUGUUUGAGGGCGCCACUCGUGUACCAUCUAUUGUCAGUGGGAAGGGAAUAAAGAAGACUGGAUAUGAAAGCAAUGAGUUAUACAGCAUAGUUGAUAUACACAGAACAAUCCUUGAUGUGGCUGGAGCUAAAGCUGAGCCUGAACUUGACGGUUUAAGUAUGUGGCCUACAUGGUCAGAAGAUAAACCAUCGCCAAGAAAUGAAAUCCUCUACAAUAUCGAUGAUGAUCCAGUAUCCCCUGGUGCUGCUAUCAGGAUCGGAGACUAUAAACUGAUUACAGGACACCCGGAUUUAUUGUAUCCAUAUCGGGAUAUCAGUUUAACAGAUAACUAUUACAAUUAUGGUGACGCCCCAGCAAGCGGAUUGCCAAGUACAGACCAACAAUCACACGCACCGGCUCCACAGAACGUAGAAUACUUGUUCAAUGUCGUAGUUGACCCAGAAGAAAGAAACGACAUCUCCGCUGAUCAUCCAGAUAUAGUACAGGAUUUACGUGAUCGAUUGGAUGAACAUCGUAAACUGCUAAUUCCACCGGUAAACCAAACAACAGAGCUAGCCGGUGCCGCCGGGAAUUUUAAUGAUGUCUGGUCGCCUGGUUGGUGUUAA